Molecule: messenger RNA, 561 nt
Organism: Copidosoma floridanum
Lineage: Eukaryota; Metazoa; Arthropoda; Insecta; Hymenoptera; Encyrtidae
Product: endochitinase-like
Biological process (GO): chitin catabolic process; carbohydrate metabolic process
Cellular component (GO): extracellular region
Molecular function (GO): chitin binding; chitinase activity
Source: RefSeq, a predicted model, not a curated record
CCCGAAUGGUCACGUCCAAAGAGUACAACACCCGACCCAUCAGAAGGCCCACACACCCCGACGACGUCCCGCGAAACCGAAGAAACGACACGGCCAACGCGGCCAGCUCACCGACCACCCUCACAUCCCAACACCUCCGUCCGACCACCGGCACCAUCCAAACCGCCAGUCGAAGAGGUUGAGGAGAUCGAGAACGAGAUCAACGAAAUCAAGUGCGAUCGAGAUUUCAUACCAUCCAAGGAUUGCCGUUCGUAUUACAGAUGCGUCUACGGAAAACCACUCAAGUUCCAGUGCCAGGCAGGUCUCGUCUACAAUCCCGAAAAAAUGGUCUGCGAUUGGCCUGAAAACGUCGAAAAUCCCUUGUGCAAUAGGAUCUCAUACUCAUUAAUAUAACUAUACGAAGACUUUUUGUAUCUGUGAAACACAUUCGUUAACGUGAAAAUCGUAUAAGAAAGAAAUUGUUUCUGUUUCUCACGACUUAUUGUAAUUUUAACUGAUAAGACAGAAGAAAGACUUGCUUGAGAUAAAUGGUGUACAAUUUAUCAUUUUUUUUUUUUUUUU